Kluyveromyces marxianus DMKU3-1042 is the source of this 2250-nucleotide messenger RNA. RefSeq names its product GTPase-activating protein GYP5 (gene GYP5). The record is from RefSeq and is a predicted model, not a curated record. NCBI's taxonomy places the organism in Eukaryota, Fungi, Ascomycota, Saccharomycetes, Saccharomycetales, Saccharomycetaceae. Bases 1 to 2250 code for a protein of 749 amino acids. The transcript has a single exon.
AUGGACAGUAUUGAGUUCAGUGGUUUGAAGUGGUCUCAGAGACAUUGGAGCACGGUUUUCAAUAUGUCAGACCAUGAAGAAAUAAAUGAGGAUACCAAAUCUGUAGCUUCUGGCGAUGUUAGGAGCGAGAAUGGCGUUGAAAAAGAUAUUAAGGAUGAGGAGAAUGUGACUGCAUCACCUGAAUCGGAUGAAGAUAAAGCCGAUAUAAAUAACGAUAAGCAAGCUGAAGUCAAUGCUGAUAAUAGUGAACAUUCUAAUGAGGAACCAUCAGAAAAGGAACCUGAAGCGAUUCCGGCGGAGACUGGUAAUGAAAGCUUGGAUGAGGGGAAUCAUUCCAUAAACCCCGAAGAAGCAACUUCAAAUGAGCCAGCUGACGCUUCUGAGAGUGUAGAAGCAAGCAGUAAAGCUGAAGAACAUGAGGAAUUUCAUGAUACACAGGGAUCUGAAACUGUCCAAGUUAAAGACGAGACUGAGGAGGAUGAGGAUAAGGAUAGUGUAUCAGAUGCCAGUCUUCUGAAGAAUAAGCAGGAUGAUCUGGAACAGAAGAUUGAAUCAUUUAGUGAGAAGCCAGAGCCACCAAAACUUCCUCCUAGAACCCAUAUUGCAUCGGGAUCUGUUUCGCCUCCACAGUUACCUCCUAGAUCACACGUAGCGAAUUCCAUGUCGGGGCCAAUUCACACUGUCCCACCUCCAUUGACUGAAGAGAUGAAAUCCCCAGAAUUCCGUACGCAUUUUAACAAGCACAAACGUUCAGAUAGCAGUGACUUUGACUUAAUUUUGAACCGUUUCAUUCAGAAUGAAACCGAAUUAGAAUUGAGGGACGAGAAGGAGCGUGAAAAUGCUAAAAAGGGUACCGAAACGUUAAUAGAAGAAUACGAUGAACUGGUUGACCAUACAGAGAAAGAGUUGGUCGAUAUCGAUUGGCCAUUCUGGAGCAAGUUGGUGCAUAGUUUCAGCGAAGUAGUGAAAGAGGACUCUAAAAAAUUAGAAUCUGAAGUUGGGAAGGGUAUUCCACCUCAGAUUCGUGGUAUUGUAUGGCAACUAUUAACAAGCUCUAAUUACAAGGAAAUGGAAGAGUUCUAUAAUUCACUACUAGCUAUUGAAUCCCCACACGAGAAAGGUAUCAGAAGAGAUUUGUCCAGAACGAACUUUAUCCCAGAAGGAAAGAGCGAUUCUUUAUUCAACGUGUUGAAAGCUUACUCAUUAUACGACCCUCCUGUGGGAUACACUCAAGGCAUGGCUUUUAUCGCUACAACUUUAAUUUUGAACUGUGACGAGGAAUGGCAGGCUUUCUCUUUGUUGACGAAACUUAUGAAGGUGUAUGGAUUCAGAUCGUUAUUCUUGCCUGGAAUGCCAGGUCUAAUGUUAAAAUUGUAUCAAUUUGAUACACUCUUAGAAGAGCAUGAUCCACAAUUGUACAAUCAUUUGUUAAGACAAGGAAUAAGAUCUACUAUGUUUGCAACCCAAUGGUUCCUAACUAUGUUCGCAUACAAGUUCCCUCUAGAUUUUGUUCUCAGAAUCAUGGAUAUCGUUAUACUUGAGGGUAUCGAGUCUAUUUUAAAGUUCAGUUUGAAUUUGAUGAUUAAGAACAGUCGUAAUAUGAUUGUUUUGACAUUUGACUCGCUUUUAGACUUCUUGAAGGAAGACUUGUUCCAAUAUUAUGCUUCUGAAGAGAACCCAGAAGGUUACGAUAUUGACAAGUUCAUCUCGGACUCGUUGGAAAUCAAAAUCACACCGCUACAAUUGGAAAGAUAUUGUAAAGAAUUUGAAGAAAUUCACAAGCUGGAAACAGAGAAGGAGCAAAGGUAUGAGGAACAAAGAAUCAAGAACCGUGAAUUGCAAAAGGAAUUGAAAAGACUCGAGCAUGAUUACGCACUUGUGAAUAAAGAACACGUUGCUAUUGCUAACGAACUAAUUGAAAACAGACUACGGAUGGAAACAUUGCAAGACGAGAACCGGGAUUUGCAACAAGAGAUUCAAGACCUCCAAAAGCAACUUGAACGUGAAAUCUACAAGCAAACACUUCCUAAUCCUGAUGCAGAAAUUCCAACGGACUUAAAGGAGGAUUUGAACAAGACCAUGGAAAGAAACCUGCAAGUUAUGACAGAAAACCAGGAACUCAGAGAACGUCUGGACCAAUUGGAAAAGGAGAACUAUGAAUUACGUACGGGAAAAACCUGGACUAAAGAAGCAACUAGUCCAAGAGGAAGCCGUCUGGGAUCCUGGGCAUUCAAGACACCAUGGAAAUGA